Messenger RNA from Caenorhabditis elegans, 874 nucleotides. RefSeq names its product Ephrin RBD domain-containing protein (gene efn-3). The transcript has 6 exons. Lineage: Eukaryota; Metazoa; Nematoda; Chromadorea; Rhabditida; Rhabditidae. The record is from RefSeq and is marked reviewed. The coding region runs from base 14 to 649 and encodes 211 amino acids. Gene Ontology annotation, cellular component: membrane.
AAGUUUUUAGAAAAUGAGCUCAAGCUGGGCCCUGUUUCUGUUGCUGUUCGUGGCGCCCUUAGUCUCGUGCCGUAAUUACCACGAUGUUAUGUGGAAUUCCAAACAGUUCCCGGUUGCGUUCAAAACCACACCUAUUAAAGUUGAUUUAGGGGACCAGUUGACAAUUAUCUGUCCAAAAGCAUACGGAAUGACAUACGAAUAUGCAAAAUUGUAUUGGGUUGGAGAAACGGAAUGGUCUCAGUGUUGGCUUCACGAGCCAGUUUGGCUCGGAGUUUGUGCAACCGAAAAUUAUACGACAGAAGUUAAACUAAUCUUCCGCCAAACUAACCCAAUCCCUGACGGUAUGGAUUUCCAAGUUGGAAAAACCUACUAUAUAAUUUCGACUUCUACUGGUGAUAUUGAAGGCAUAAAUCAAGCAGUCGGGGGACUGUGUAAGUAUCAUCAUAUGAAACUGGCAAUCUCGGUAGUUGGGUAUGAAAAGCAGUCGCAUUCAAAAUCCGAAAUCACUGAAAAAAACUUUGCUCAUGGGAUCGGAUACGAAAUUCAUGAAGUGGGACAACUCGUUUCCUCAGGCCACCAAAACUUUACGCUCUUGACCACAACGUCACUACUUUUCUGCACAAUGUUCUUAAGCGGUGUUUUGUUUUAGUGGCAUCAUUUAAGAACAUCCCAAAAUGAUCCUACUAUUUUUUUAGUUUAUUUUUUUCAACAAAUCAUCUACAAUCUAUGAAAAAUUAUCUUAGAUUUCCGGUUUUCCCUUUUUCCCCGUUUUCCUAGGCACCCAUGAAUUUCUGGUAUUUUCAAUUGGCAUUUUUGAAUUUUUUUUAAUUAUUCACAUUUCAUUAAACCAGUUUUAUACAAAUAAAUACUAUUA